AUGGCGGCAAAUACAGUGACAUUGAGGCUGUUCAGAGAUGAGGAUGUGUAUGAAGAUUUCGAAGUGGAGAAUAUGGUUGCAAUGGAAUCAGUGGUCCUAAAGAAUUUUAUAGACACAUACACAGACACAGGAAUGGAGCCUCUGAGAUUUCCUAUUCUUUAUGGUAAUAUCAAAAGCAGAAAAGUGCUGGAGAUGGUAUUAGACCACUGUAAAUUCCAUGCUCAUGCAAAAUCCAACACUAUAUCAGAAGAGGAUGUGAAGAUAUGGGAUACACAAUUCGUUGAAAGAGCUCUUUCUGCAGAUAAAAAUCAGGCGACAUUCUGCCACAUUCUUUUGGCUGCGAAUUUUCUUGAAAUUAGAGAUCUAUUUGAUUUGUUAUGUAAGGCAUCUGCAGAUUUUCUGGAACACAAAAGUGUUGAAGAAAUGCGCCAAAUGCUUAAGAUAGAGAACGAUUUUAGUGAGGAAGAAGAGGAGGCAAUCAUGCGACAGACAGAACGGGCAUACGCAUAA
Molecule: messenger RNA, 510 nt
Organism: Cryptomeria japonica (Japanese cedar)
Lineage: Eukaryota; Viridiplantae; Streptophyta; Pinopsida; Cupressales; Cupressaceae
Product: SKP1-like protein 11
Exons: 1
Coding region: 1-510 (169 amino acids)
Biological process (GO): SCF-dependent proteasomal ubiquitin-dependent protein catabolic process
Cellular component (GO): nucleus; cytoplasm
Molecular function (GO): cullin family protein binding
Source: RefSeq, a predicted model, not a curated record